Entrophospora sp. SA101 is the source of this 1830-nucleotide messenger RNA. NCBI's taxonomy places the organism in Eukaryota, Fungi, Glomeromycota, Glomeromycetes, Entrophosporales, Entrophosporaceae. The record is from the annotation of a GenBank genome assembly.
AUGUCUCAAUUAAAGCUUUCCUCUCCUACCGAAUCUUUUUCAAGCAACAAAAUAAAUAAUUUACAAAAUGUUCAGGAUUCUAGUGAAAUCAUUAAUGGUGGCGGCGGCGAUCACUUGGUAGAUGAAAUAAAAGCAACAUGUGAAUUACAAUGGUCAAAUUUGGUACAUGCUGAAAUUAUAUCUGUUACAAGUGCAAUGAGAAAAAAUUCUCGAUGGUCUGGUAUGAACGUAACUGGUUUAAAUAUGGGUGGAUUGGGUAUAAACAUGGGUUUAAGAAGAGUUUACGUUGCUGAGAUAGGUUAUAGAAAUCAAGAAAGUCCAUUGCUGAUUGGUUUUUCAAACCUUAGAUCUCAUUUAUCAACUAUUUCAGGAUUAAAUGAGAUUGAUGCAGUGGUAUUACUAGAGCCUUUUUUGGAAGUUAUCAAAUCUGGAGAUACGAAUGGUCCUAUAACUGCAACAGCACUUGGAAGUGUGGAGAAAUUUUUGACAUAUGGAAUUUUAAAUAUGAAUUCACCAAAUCUGCCUCAAGCAAUGUCGAUGCUAUCAUCUGCUGCAACUCAUUGUAAAUUUGAAGGAAGUGAUUCUGUAUCAGAUGAAUUUGUGCUCUUGAAAAUUUUACAGGUGCUAAGAUUAUCUUUAACUUCUGAAGUUGGUCGAGUCCUUAGCGACGAGGCUCUUUGUGUUAUGAUGGAGACUGGUUUAAGCAUGUGUUGCCAAAUGAGACUUAGUGAAAUGCUGCGUAGAUCAGCAGAACAUACAAUGAUUGUAAUGGUUCAAAAUAUACUCAAAUCUUUGGAGGAAAAACCAUCGUCAUUAUUUUCUCGUGAAAAUGGUGACGGUGAAAAUGACUCUUCUCAAGAUUUACAAGUUCGCAUGGCACCACCAGAUCCAAAAUCACCUCAUCUUCCUUUAUCCAUGGAAAACAUCACUGAUCCAUUCAAUAAUAUUAGCAAUAAUAACACAAAUACUAUUUCAAUUUCUAAUAAUGAUGAUUUGGUAAAGUUAGAUAGAAAAGGAGAAGAGGUGGUAGAAGAUGACGAGGUGGAAUCAAAUUAUGAAAUUUUGACAACUCAAGAAGGGAGAUUAUCAACCGACCCUAAACCAUUUGGAGUACCUUCAAUACGUGAAUUACUUCGUGUUCUCAUAUCAUUACUCAAUCCUCACGAUCAUCAACACACUGAUACUAUGCGACUCAUGGCUCUUGGUAUUUUGAAUGUGGCAUUUGAAGUUGGUGGUCGGACGAUAGGUCGAUUUGAAGUUUUACGUAAUCUUGCUGUCGAUGAAUUGUGCAAAUAUCUUUUCCAAUUGGCACGUACAGACAACAUGAUAUUGUUAUCAUUAACAAUUCGUGUUAUCUCAACAGUUUUCGGCACACUUCGUCCAUAUCUUAAAUUACAACAAGAACUUUAUCUAUCAUUUUUAAUUGAAAGGUUAACACCACCAUCGUACAGUCUAAGAUCUCUUGCAUUAAAUGAGGCAUUUUCUAGUACUAACACCGAUAAUUCUCUGCAACUUGAUCCUGGCAUUCCAAUAUCACCAAAUCGUGAGCAACGUAAUUUUAAAAUGAGUGAUGUUUCAUAUGCUACUGGUGAAAUCCGUGAAUUAUUGUUAGAAUCAUUGGGACAAUUUGCUAGAGAGUCUUCUUUCAUGGUUGAUUUGUGGGUUAAUUAUGAUUGUAAUGUUGAUUGUGGCGAUUUGUUUGAGGAGGUUAUUAAAUUCUUAAGUAAGAAUUCUUUCCCCGACUCCAUUGGAUAUUCUGUGAGCAAUUCACAUACAAUAUGUUUUGAUGCACUUUUAAUGUUUGUAAAUCAUAUGAUAGAUCGGUUACAG